GACGAAGCCUUCAAUCUUCGUCUUCCAUUUUUUUCCUUUUCCGUCUCUCUCUCGUGUUCUUCAAGUUCAUUGCAUUCCUCUGUUUCUCAAACUUAUAUAAUUUCAUGGCGAUCCUUCUCUUCUCCCACUAACUUUAAUCUUUCUUUCGCUUUCUUUCCCCUUUUUUUCUGGUGCGUUUGCGAAACAUUCUUCUGGUUCGAACGAUUUCCCUCUUCGUUGUUGGAUCCAAAACCCCAAGUUUCCGUUACCAAUUUUUCCGACGAAAUCCCACUCGACGAUCGACAUUUGGAUGAUCGGUGGAUGAACAUCAAAACCUGCACGAAAUCGGGAACGGAUCGUUGUUAGACUUUUCCUUUCUGAAUCUCGAAGAGUUGCGGCGACAAGAACAUGGCUACGUUCGUGGAGCCACCGAACGGAAUCAGGUCAAUGGGGAAGCAUUAUUACACAAUGUGGCAAACUCUGUUUGAAAUUGAUAUUAAGUACGUCCCAAUCAAACCGAUUGGGCGAGGAGCUUAUGGUGUGGUGUGUUCUUCAAUCAACCGAGAGACCAAUGAAAAAGUGGCGAUCAAGAAGAUUCAUAAUGUGUUUGAGAAUCGCACGGACGCCAUGAGAACGCUGAGGGAGCUUAAGCUUCUGAGGCAUAUUAGGCACGACAACGUGAUUGCUUUGAAGGAUGUAAUGAUGCCUAUCCAUAGAAAAAACUUUAAGGAUGUGUAUUUGGUUUAUGAGCUCAUGGAUACGGAUCUCCAUCAGAUUAUUAAGUCUUCUCAGCCUCUUUCCAAUGAUCAUUGCAAAUAUUUUAUCUAUCAGUUGCUUUGCGGGUUGCAAUAUCUUCAUUCAGCGAACAUUCUUCACCGGGAUUUGAAGCCCGGGAACCUCCUCGUCAAUGCUAACUGUGAUCUGAAGAUAUGCGAUUUCGGGUUGGCACGAACUAGCAUGGGUCAUGACCAGUUCAUGACUGAGUAUGUUGUCACUCGCUGGUAUCGCGCACCAGAGCUUCUCCUCUGCUGUGACAACUAUGGGACUUCUAUUGAUGUAUGGUCGGUAGGCUGCAUCUUUGCUGAGAUUCUGGGUCGGCAGCCUAUCUUCCCGGGGACGGAGUGCUUCAACCAACUCAACUUAAUCAUGAACGUUCUCGGUUCUCCGAAGGAAGCUGAUAUCAAGUUCAUUGACAAUGCAAAAGCCAGAAAGUAUAUCAAGGGGAUGCCGUUUUCAAGAGGAAUAAACCUUUCACAUCUAUAUCCAGACGCCGAACCUUUAGCUCUAGACUUAUUACAAAAGAUGAUUGUAUUUGAUCCAACUAAGAGAAUUACAGUUGACGAAGCACUUCAACAUCCCUACAUGUCGGGGCUAUACGACCCAAAAUUCAAUCCUCUAGCCAAUGUUCCCCUCACUCUUGACAUCGAAGACUCACUCGAGGAGAACAAAAUCAGGGAAAUGAUGUUGAACGAGAUGCUCUAUUACCAUCCCGAAGCAGCAUAUUCUUGAGGUAUGUAUAAUUCUAUUCGAAGACACGCUUCGUAACAUGAUUCGAUUGAUUCUCAUACUUUUUGGGAUGUUGGAAUCUGAUGUUAUGAGUUCAUCAGCGUAGUUUCGACAGCUCUGAUUAGAAAUCUUAGCGUAUCGACACGAUUGCGGCCGUCUUUUCAACCUGUAAAUAUAAGUAUGAAGAAGUUAUGGAUCCAGAAAAGGUAUGAACUAUUUUUGUACCAGUGAUGAAUGUGAUAUGAAUGAGAAGAAGCUUUUGUUUUGGGUUCAAAUACAUGUAGUUUUGCAUUUUGUGUAGGAAA
Molecule: messenger RNA, 1790 nt
Organism: Cucurbita moschata (crookneck pumpkin)
Lineage: Eukaryota; Viridiplantae; Streptophyta; Magnoliopsida; Cucurbitales; Cucurbitaceae
Product: mitogen-activated protein kinase 7-like
Exons: 3
Coding region: 388-1488 (366 amino acids)
Biological process (GO): intracellular signal transduction; protein phosphorylation
Cellular component (GO): nucleus; cytoplasm
Molecular function (GO): MAP kinase activity; ATP binding
Source: RefSeq, a predicted model, not a curated record